Molecule: messenger RNA, 4496 nt
Organism: Myotis davidii
Lineage: Eukaryota; Metazoa; Chordata; Mammalia; Chiroptera; Vespertilionidae
Gene: CILP
Product: cartilage intermediate layer protein
Exons: 9
Coding region: 202-3786 (1194 amino acids)
Molecular function (GO): carbohydrate binding
Source: RefSeq, a predicted model, not a curated record
UCCCGUGGCGCACUGCCACAGGCUGAGCCACCAGCUGUGCUAUAUAAGGCCCAGAGGCUGGACCGCUGGAGAGGCAGAGACUUGGACCCCCCAGCUGAGGACUCCCACUCAGGACACGGUCACUGGAUCUGAGACGCUUCCUAGGGGACCACGUUCCAGGGACGACCUGACGUGGUGAAGCACCUUCACUCACCUUCCGUCAUGUUCCCCACUGAGCCCGGGGGAAGGAUGGUGGGGCCCAAGGCCUGGGUGCUUCUCUUCUUCCUGGGCCUGGAGAUCACCUCUGUGCUGGGGAGGCAGAUGAUGAUCACCCAGUCUGUGAGAAGAGUCCGACCUGGGAAGAGGACCCCCAGCAACUUUGCCAAGCCUGCGAGUCCCCUGGAGACUCCUGGCGAGUGGACAACAUGGUUCAACGUUGACCACCCAGGCGGGCAGGGUGACUUCGAGCGACUGGAUGCCAUUCACUUCUACUAUGGGGACCGUGUGUGUGCUCGGCCCCUGCGGCUGGAGGCUCGGACCACUGACUGGAGACCCGCGGGCAGCACUGGCCAGGUGGUCCACGGCAGCCCCCGUGAGGGCUUCUGGUGCCUCAACAGGGAGCAGCGGUCCGGCCAGAACUGCUCCAAUUACACCGUGCGCUUCCUCUGCCCACCAGGAUCCUUGCGCCGAGACACAGACCGGAUCUGGAGCUCAUGGUCUCCCUGGAGCAAGUGUUCUGCUGCCUGUGGUCACACUGGGGUCCAGACCCGAACACGCACCUGCUUGGCAGAGACAGUGUCACUGUGCAGCGAGGCCACUGAGGAGGGCCGGCUCUGUAUGGACCAGGCCUGUACAGCCUGUGACCUGAUCUGCCACAUGGGCCAGGCGAAUGCUGACUGUGAUGCCUGCAUGUGCCAGGACUUCGUGCUGCAUGGGGCCGUCUCCCUCCCUGGGGGUGCCCCAGCCUCAGGGGCCACUGUCUACCUGAUGACCAAGACACUGAAGCCACUGACCCGGACGGACAGUAGUGGGAGAUUCCGAGUCCCUGGCUUGUGCCCAGAUGGCAAAAGCACCCUGAAGAUCACAAAGACCAAGUUUGCUCCCAUCAAGCUCACCAUGCCCAAGACUAGCCUGAAGUCAGCCACAAUCAAUGCAGAGUUUGUGAGAGCAGAGAUCCCAUACAUUGUGAAGAACCCCGAGACCAAGGCACGGAGAGCUGGGCAGAGCGUGGCCCUGUGCUGUAAGGCCACGGGGAAGCCCAGUCCAGACCAGUAUUUCUGGUAUCACAACAACACGCUGCUGGACCCCUCCCUCUACAAGCACGACGGCAAGCUGUUACUGAAGAACCUACAGCGGGACCAGGCUGGGGAGUACUUCUGCAAGGCCCAGAGCGACGCGGGGGCUGUGAAGUCCCAGGUCGCCCAGCUGAUUGUCAUAGCCCCUGAUGAGGCUCCGUGCAACCCAACCCCUGAGAGCUACCUUAUCCGGUUGCCUCAUGAUUGCUUCCAGAAUGCCACCAACUCCUUCUACUAUGACGUGGGCCGUUGCCCUGUCAAGACCUGUGCAGGGCAGCAGGAUAAUGGGAUCAGGUGCCGGGAUGCGAUGGAGCACUGCUGUGGCAUCUCUAAAACAGAGGAGAGGGAGAUCCAGUGCAGUGGGUACACGCUGCCCACCAAGGUGGCCAAGGAGUGUAACUGCCAGCGCUGCACGGAGACCCGGAGUAUUGUGCGGGGCCGCGUCAGCGCUGCCGACAAUGGGGAACCCAUGCGCUUUGGCCACGUGUACAUGGGGAGCAACCGUGUGAGCAUGACUGGCUACAAGGGCACUUUCACCCUCCACAUCCCCCAGGACACGGAGAGGCUGGUGCUCACAUUUGUGGACAGGCUGCAGAAGUUCGUCAACACCACCAAGGUGCUGCCCUUCAACAAGAAGGGGAGUGCAGUGUUCCAUGAGAUCAAGAUGCUUCGGCGGAAAGAGCCCAUCACCUUGGAGGCCACGGAGACCAACAUCAUCCCCCUGGGGGAGGUGGAUGGGGAAGACCCUGUGGCGGAGUUGGAGAUCCCUUCCAAGAGUUUCUACAAGCAGAACGGGGAGCCCUACACAGGAAAAGUGAAGGCCAGUGUGACCUUCCUGGAUCCCCGCAAUAUUUCCACAGCCCCGGCCACCCAGAGUGACCUGAACUUCAUCAAUGACGACGGAGACACCUUCCCCCUUCGAACAUAUGGCAUGUUUUCUGUGGACUUCAGAGAUGAGGCCACCUCUGAGUCACUCAAUGCUGGCAAGGUGAAGGUUCACCUUGACUCGACCCAGGUCAAGAUGCCAGAGCAUGUGUCCACAAUGAAACUCUGGUCGCUCAACCCAGACACGGGGCUAUGGGAAGAGGAAGGUGACUUUAAAUUUGAAAACCAAAGGCGGAACAAGAGGGAAGAGAGAACCUUCCUGGUGGGCAACAUGGAGAUCCGAGAAAGGAGGCUUUUUAACUUGGAUGUCCCUGAAAGCAGGAGGUGCUUCAUCAAGGUGAGGGCCUACAGGAGUGAGAGGUUCUUGCCCAGUGAGCAGAUCCAGGGGGUUGUGGUCUCUGUGAUCAACCUGGAGCCCAGGACUGGCUUCUCAUCCAACCCCAGGGCCUGGGGCCGCUUUGACAGUGUCAUCACGGGCCCCAAUGGGGCCUGUCUGCCUGCCUUCUGUGACGACCAGUCCCCUGAUGCCUACUCUGCCUAUGUCUUGGCAAGCCUGGCUGGGGAAGAACUGGAAGCAGUGGCAUCUUCUCCUAAAUUCAAUCCAAAUGCGAUUGGUGUCCCUCAGCCCUACCUCAACAAGCUCAAGUACCGUCGGACAGACCAUGAGGACCCACGGGUUAAGAAGACGGCUUUCCAGAUUAGCAUGGCCAAGCCAAGGCCCAACUCAGCUGAGGAGAGCAAUGGACCCAUCUAUGCCUUUGAGAAUCUCCGGGCAUGCGAGGAGGCCCCGCCUAGUGCAGCCCACUUCCGGUUCUACCGGAUUGAGGGGGAUCGGUAUGACUACAAUACUGUCCCCUUCAAUGAAGACGAUCCCAUGAGCUGGACUGAAGACUACCUGGCAUGGUGGCCCAAGCCGAUGGAGUUCAGGGCCUGCUACAUUAAGGUGAAGAUCGUGGGGCCAUUGGAGGUGAAUGUGCGAUCCCGCAACAUGGGGGGCACCCACCGACAGACUGUGGGGAAGCUGUAUGGCAUCCGGGAUGUCAAAAGCACCCGGGAUAGGGACCAGCCCAAUGUCUCCUCUGCUUGUUUGGAGUUCAAGUGCAGUGGGAUGCUCUAUGACCAGGAUCGUGUGGACCGCACGUUAGUGAAGAUCAUUCCCCAAGGCAGCUGCCAUCGAGCCAGUGUGAAUUCCAUGCUGCAUGAGUACCUGGUCAACCACCUACCACUGGCAGUCAACAAUGACACCAGUGAGUACACCAUGCUGGCACCCCUGGAUCCACUGGGCCACAACUAUGGAAUCUACACUGUCACGGACCAGGACCCUCGUGUGGCCAAGGAGAUCGCUCUUGGCCGGUGCUUCGAUGGCACGUCGGAUGGCUCCUCCAGAGUCAUGAAGAGCAACGUGGGGGUGGCCCUCACCUUUAACUGCAUAGAGAGGCAGGUGGGUCGCCAGAGCGCCUUCCAGUACCUCCAAAGCAUCCCAGCCCAGACCCCUGCUCCCGGCACUAUCAGAGGAAGAGUGCCCACCAGGAGGCAGCAGCGGGCAAGUAGGGGUGGCCAGCGCCGGCUUGGAGGGAUGGCCUCCCUGAGGUUUCGUGGGGUUGCUCAGCAGCCUCUAAACAACUAAGUCAUGUGGUACUUCUCUUCUUCCCCCCCGACCUCACGUGACAGCCAUUGUGAGACUGACGCACAAACUGUCACUUGGUUAAUUUAAGCACAUCUGUUCUGGUGCAGUUUGCUUGUUUGUUUCUUCAUGCCUUUACUUACUGUCUUUGUCCCAUGAUACUGAUUGGCGCGUAGCCCCCAAAAUGGCAAAAUAAAGCCUCUUUGAUCUGUUCUUUAAAAGAAACACCAGAAACUGGCCAUUGGCAAACUUUGUGGCUUUCACUGUUUUUCAUCUGGUGCCAUCAAUAGAAGUCCCCUGCCUUUUCUUUUUGCAUGGUUUUGCCCACCUUUACGAUCAUGAUAAUCUGAAGUUGAAGGUGAAAUAACCAAUAUAAAGUAUACUUCCUGGUCUUGCUCCACAGGACGUAAGCAAGGUCUUCAUCACUGUUCAUACAUAUAAAUGGUGGUAAAAUAAAAUAAUAAACUCCAAUAUUUUUACUUGAAAUGUAAAUAAGUUAUUUCUUUACUGGAUCUGGAACUCUUAGUGCACAUUUCAUGUUAAGCUAUUGACUAUUGGAUAAUUUCUCCAUCGAGUCUGGAAAGUACAUCUCGUAUCCAAUGCACCAGGUUGGUAAUUACAUUAGCAUGUUUCCCUUUACAUUUGCUUUUGUUCUUGCUAGAAGCCCAGUGCAGCUCAGAGCAGAUGUCAAUAAAUGUACGUUUUGUACUUGA